AUGUUUAGGAUUGCCUUGUUGUCAUUCAUGUCACGGAAAUAAUUCAAGUUUCGGUAUAGUUGAAAAUCUUAUAGGAAUUUAAAUGCUACUGAAAAAUUGAAUUGAGUGAAAUCUCUGACUGUGAUAUGUUUAGUAGCUAAAUAAACACAUGUAAUUAUCCCAAAAUGAAUUUGAACAGAAAUUUUUACUUAAUAGUAUUUGUAUUAACCCAAACAAUAAGUGCGGUAUUAGCGGGACGAGAUUUUUAUAAAAUAUUAAACGUACCGAAAUCCGCUACUCUGCACGAAAUUAAGAAGGCAUAUCGAAGAUCAGCCAAAGAAUUACAUCCUGAUAAAAAUAAAAAUGAUCCUGAUGCUUCAACAAAAUUUCAAGAUCUAGGAGCUGCAUAUGAAGUACUCUCUGAUGAGGAGAAGAGAAAGAAAUACGAUCGGUGUGGUGAAGAUUGUCUUCAAAGAGAUGGUAUGAUGAAUGGUGGUGGAGGAAUGGAUCCUUUCUCCAGUUUUUUUGGGGAUUUUGGUUUCCAUUUUGGGGGCGGUGAACAGAAACAUGAGACCCCAAGGGGAGCUGAUGUUGUAAUGGAUGUAAUGGUAACUUUAGAAGAUCUUUAUUCCGGUACUUUCAUAGAAAUUACAAGAAAUAAACCUGUAAUGCGAACAGCUAAGGGAACAAGAAAAUGUAAUUGUCGUCAAGAAAUGAUAACCAGAAAUUUGGGCCCUGGUCGAUUCCAAAUGAUGCAGCAAACUGUUUGUGACGAGUGUCCAAAUGCAAAAUUAGUAAAUGAAGAACGUAAUUUAGAAAUGGAAGUUGAGCCAGGGAUGGUAGAUGGUCAAGAAACAAGGUUUACUGCAGAAGGAGAACCACAUUUGGAUGGAGAUCCUGGUGAUUUAAUAUUGAAAAUUAAAACACAACCUCAUCCUGUUUUUGAAAGGAGAGGGGAUGAUUUAUAUACAAACAUUACUCUAAGUUUACAGGAUGCCUUGACUGGUUUUACCAUGGAGUUGAAGCAUCUUGAUGGUCACAUGGUCUCUAUCACUAGGGAUAAAAUAAUUUGGCCAGGUGCUAGAAUAAGGAAGAAAGGAGAGGGAAUGCCCAACUAUUCUAAUAACCAUUUAUUUGGAACAUUAUUUAUUACCUUUGAUGUAGAGUUCCCCAAGACAGAAUUAACUGAUGAACAAAGAGAAGAUAUCAAGAAAAUUUUGAAUCAGAGUUCAAAUAAUAAAGUGUAUAAUGGACUCAGAGGAUUUUGAUGUGAUGUGUAUAAGUGAUUUCCUUCUAACUAGGGUUUAAACAAAACUGUGUUCGUAAAAAAUGUAGAAAAUUUAUUUAUUGCAAUGGACAUUCGAACUUUGUUGAUUAUUUUUUAAAUAGAUUUAUAUUCAAGACAA
Harmonia axyridis is the source of this 1385-nucleotide messenger RNA. It is a transcript of the gene shv, whose product is annotated as dnaJ homolog shv. Gene Ontology annotation, molecular function: misfolded protein binding. Lineage: Eukaryota; Metazoa; Arthropoda; Insecta; Coleoptera; Coccinellidae. The record is from RefSeq and is a predicted model, not a curated record. The coding region runs from base 165 to 1247 and encodes 360 amino acids. The transcript is spliced from 3 exons. Gene Ontology annotation, biological process: protein folding; protein maturation. Gene Ontology annotation, cellular component: endoplasmic reticulum.